CUCGCUCGCUCCCUCCCUCCCUCCCUCCCUCACGCAUGCAAACACAUCGGCACACACGUGCUCCGUGAUGCCAAUGCAGCCGAACACACGGAGCCAUGCUGGGCGACACUUGGACGGCGGCGUGUUGGAGCCGGCCACACGAGUGACGUGCCACUACCGCAUCCACGCCGCAUGCAGUCACGUCAGUGCGAAGGAAUAUCGUGCGGGGCUUCCUGCUCGCCAGACGGACGCCGCCGAGCUGCGUUGCCAAGGUGGAGAGAUGAGCGAGCGCUGAGCAAAGGCGGCACAAUGCAACGACAAGAUGCCCAAGUUGAGACGUUGACGCAGCUACCAUGACCAUGAAAGGCUUGUCCAGCAGCCACGCUCACCAUCACGGCGGCGGCGCUUCCUACGACUCGGUGACGCUCGCUCACUUGGAUGGUCAGCCCCGCUUCCUGAACCCGGGCGGCGAGCCUCGCCCGUGCUACACCCAGCGCAGCUCCUUCCAGUCGGAAUGUGGCGGCGGCGGCGGCUACCCGCCGGACCUGGCCAGCUGCACCUUCCCUCGCAGACAUUACAGCUCCCAUCAUGAGCUGAAGGAGCAGCGCGGCGGGGCUCUGACGGCGGCGAGCGAGGAGGGCAAAAAUAACAACGAGCGGCUCUCCCGUAACCCGCCGGAGCAGUCGGAUCAGCGAGCUUCCGUGCGACGGGAAGGCUACCACACGCUGCAGUACAAGCGCACGGCCGUGGUGGAACACCAACGCAGCGACAGCCCCGGGCGAAUCCGCCACCUGGUUCACACGGUCCAGAAGCUUUUCACCAAGUCCCACUCCCUGGAGGGGCCUUCGGGAUCCGCCCCGAGCGGGAGGCUGAACGGCGGCGGCAAAUCCAGCCCCGACGACCCGCCGCCGUCUUCGUCGGGAACCCUGAAACACAACAAGCGCGGCAAAAACAAAGACCGCUCCAAGUCGGAGCCAAAGAUGCGGAGCGCCAUCUCCGGCUACUGGAGCUCAGAUGACACCCUGGACCGGGAGAUGUGCCUCUACCAACCGUCGGGCGUCAUGACGGUGGGGCGCCGCUGCCCGGAAAAGUCGCAGUCGCAGUACUUUAUGGAGUCGUACAACACCAUCAGCGCCCACUCGCUCAAGACGUCCCGCAGCAACAACGACGUCAAGUGCUCGUCCUGCUCCCGCCCGCCGCUAACGGAGAAGAGCUCGUGGUCUUCCACUCUGACGGUGAGCCGGGCACGGGAGGUCUACCAGAAGGCCUCUGUCAACCUAGAUCAAGAGCUAGCCAAAGGCGAGCGGGGACGCGCCUCCUGCCACUUCCUGCAGGUGCCUCAGGAUGACUGGGGCGCUUUCUGCCCGCUGGGCAAGGACCAGCAGAUCCCCUGCCGGAGGAUGCGAAGCGGCAGCUACGUCAAAGCCAUGGCCGAGGAGGAGGACGACGGCGACGACUCGGACUGCGGCCCCGAACCUUCGCCCAAGGCGCAGGCGCGGCGGGCCAGCUACCUGAAGGCCACGCAGCCGUCGCUCACCGAGAUGACCACGCUCAAGAUUUCCACGGAGCACUCGCCCAAGCUGCAGAUCAGGAGUCACAGCUAUCUGCGGGCGGUGAGCCAGGUUUCUAUCAAUAGGAGCCUGGACAGCUUGGACCCGGCGGGGCUGCUGGCCUCGCCCAAGUUCCGCUCCCGAAACGAAAGCUACAUGAGAGCCAUGAGCACCAUCAGCCAGGUGAGCGAAGUGGAGGUGAACGGGCAGAUCGAAGCGGUGUGCGAGGCGGUGUUCAGCGAGAUGGAGUCGCAGGCGGUGGACGCGCUGGAUCUGCCCGUGCCCGCCGGCUGCUUCCGCGUGCGCAGCCACAGCUACGUGCGCGCCAUCGAGAAGGGCUGCUCGCAGGACGAAGAGAAGGAAGAGGCCCCGGGGCGUGGAGGAGGCGGAGCCAACCGCAAGGCGGGAUCGCCCCCGCGCACCACCACCACUGUCAGAACCAUCCAGAGCAGCACAGUGUCGUCAUGCAUCAGCACCUACAAGAAGACCCCCCCGCCGGUGCCCCCGCGGAGCACCCCGUCCAAGCCCUUCAUAUCCAUCACGGCGCAAAGCAGCACCGAGUCGGCCCAGGACGCCUACAUGGACGGCGGCGGCGGCUCGGGCCCGCGCAAGGGCAUCGGCUCGCAGCCGACCCUGUCCAACUCCACCGAGAGCAUCGACAGCAUGAAGGCCCUGACGGCGGCCAUCGAGGCGGCCAACGCUCAGGUGCACGGCCCGGCCAGCCAGCAAGUCACCGCCGGCGUCUCCACCGACACCAAGGCGCAGAAAGAAGCGCUCCGCAAGAGCCUCUCCAUCGGGAUCCAGGUGGAGCCCGAGGAGGAGGAGGGGCCGGCGGAGGAGCGCUCCAAGUUCCACUCCGUAGGAAUUCAGGUGGAAGAUGAGCGCUGUCAGCGCCGCAUGACCCGCUCCAACAGCGUCACCGCCGCCGUCCAGGCCGACCUGGACGACCCUUCGGACGGGCCGCCGGCGCCGCCCCGCCACUGCGCCACCAUGCCCCGCCAACACUCCCGCGACGCCUCGGCCGCCGCUUCCACGGUCCGCAUCCAAGGCUCGGGCAACCACUACCACGCCUGCGACUCGGGCGAGGCGGGAUUGGACCCGUCCAUCCUGCCCCCUCCGGACCCGUGGAUGGACGGCGCGACCGAGCCGGAGCCGGCGGCGCUCCAGGCCGUCAGCCGCUCGGUUUGCCCUCGGGAUGGCCGCUGGUUCCUCAAACUGCUGCAAGCGGAAACGGCACGGAUGCAGGGAUGGUGUCGGCAGAUGGAGCGGGACCAGACGGACAACCAACUGCCGGAGGACGUCAUGGGCAAGAUCCGCAGUGCAGUGGGGAGCGCCCAGCUGCUCAUGUCCCAGAAGUUCCAGCAGUUUCGGGAGCUGUGUGAGGAGAAUCUGAAUCCUGACGCGCACCCGCGGCCCGUCUCCCAGGACCUGGCGGGCUUCUGGGACAUGUUGCAGCUGUCCAUCGAGAACAUCAGCCUCAAGUUUGACGAGCUGCACCAGCUCAAAGCCAACGUCUGGAAGCCUCUGACGCCUCCAGAGAUCCAGGUGCGAGGCGUGCCACCUCCCGUGCCAAAGAGGUCCCAGAAGGGCCACGCCCCGCUGGCGAGGGACCGCUCUCUGGAGAGCUCCGAGCGGCAGCGUCUGGAGGCCCGCAGGCGCCUGCUGGCCGCCAAGCGGGCCGCCUCGGUGCGCCAGAGCUCCGCCACGGAGAGCGCCGACAGCAUCGAGAUUUACAUCCCCGAGGCGCAGACGCGAUUAUGAGACGCUCCGUCGGUCCGGCCGGCCGCUGUAGCGCGAGAUGGCAAGGGUGCUAACAAACUUUACCGCAUCACUGUCGCCAUGGGAAGAAGUGGAUGAUUUAUUUAUCCGUUGAUUCACCACGGAGCAACCGUUCCCUGGUCUUUCCACCUCAGCUUUUAUGUAGCGCCCAUGUCCCUCAAAUCCAAACGCUCACAAUCGCUCUCACUCAUGAUGUGUCCUUUAUACGUAGGUUAGGCAGCAGCAGACAUGAUAAACUUGUUUAUAGAAUUGUGGCCAAACUCAAGGCUGCAACACUGUGGUGUUCCUAGCUAGCUAGCUAGCUAGCUAGCUAUAUUACGGUCCUCGCAUAACCAGACCUCCAAGUUGUUCAUGGCAAUGAUAUAUUUUUUUUAAUAUCCCAUGUCACCUGUCUGUACACGACCUCUUAGGCUAUAUAAUGAGCUUGUAACCGUUGUAGCGUAACGACAGAUGGUGAAAUCAAAGCGCACGUCUUUGGCUUGGCGGCUCACCCUUGUACAUUUGUGCGACGAAAUGAGUCUCUUGCAGUGGUCAAGAGGUUACAUUUUGUUUGCGCUGGUGUGCAGCUUAUCUGGAAAACGAAAUUGUGUUUGUUUUUUUUUGUUUGUUUUUUUAAGAGACCCCUCGUGCGGUGCGUGCGUGUGUGUGUUUUGACAUCAUUCAGUCAAGUUCUUCUUAUGUCCUUCCUAUGAGAGUCAGCAGCCCCAUUCAAAACAUUAGGUACACCCGCACAAUUUAAAGCGACAAAGACGAUCCUGCCUUUGCCUUGUAGUUGAACGGAAUAUGUCACCUCGAGUCUGAGUUUCGUACAACCGCACUGCUCUAAACUUCUUUCGUGGACGGUCGGCGACAGUUGUUGAUCCACGGACAAGUAUUUACAUAAUUGAGCAAACCCCUAAAAGUCAAGUCGUUAUGUAUAAUUCCACUCUGUUCUAUUCUUUAUUGUAUAUUAUUACAAUUAUUUGAUUGCACCCUAAUCUAUUGCUUCAAAACACAGGAUUAUUCUUGUAGUAGCUUUUUUGAUGAUCCUAUUAUAACUAUGCAAAUUUUAGUCCUUGACGGGGAAUUCAGUUCAAGUUCACUCAGUUCAAUAGUUUGUGUUACUUUAAUAUAAUAACUUAAUACCUUUGUCAUUGUUUAGGCAGAAUAUACACUGGAUAUGAUUGUUUGGGUGUACCUAAUAUUGUGGGUGUAGAAAAGGUCGACACUGAGUCAGGCGCCCUCAGAUGAGUUUGAUGGGUUAUUUUUAAUAAACUGCUUGUAUCUUUUUUAUAAUGUCAUUUUAUAACCUCUUUAUUGACAGUAUUAAGACAAGACAACUGGACAUUUUCCUCCUCACUGUGCUAACUCGCUGAGGUUCAGAGAAAAGCUUUUUUUUUAGUUGAUAUUUUCAAAUAUUUUUUCCUCUUCCUUAACUGUGGUCAUCAUUUUUUUUUCCAAUAUUUUCUUUAUAUAUACAUAUAUAUAUAUAAAUGAUUUAUUGAGUUAGGGGACUGUUUACCGGCGCACUGACUUCAAGGCCCUUUUACUGUGUUUUCGUCCUUUGGCUUUUCCCUUUGCGCCUUAAUUUGGACAGUCGAGCACAAAGGGCGUCUCAGGGGAAGGUGCCUGUGCGUGUGCGCCCGUGUGACUGCAUACGUUGUCUCUGCUGUCAAUCAAGUGGAAUAUGCCAUCACAUAGGAGACGUGACUAGUCGGCUUGUUGCAACUCACCUGCUCAUGUUUUGUGCCAUUGAACUCGGGGCUUUUGGCUCGCUGACGUUCGGAAAGGGAGUGCGUGUUUUAGAUGCCAUUGCUCAUUUUUAUGUUUUUAUAUUUGUAUGGAUUGAAUUGUGUGUGCGUUCCGUUCCCACGAUGACACUCUGUUGAUCAUCUUGAUAAGAACACAUCAACUCCUGAUGUAGCAGGGAGUGUGUGACGUCCUUCAAUUGUACUUAAAUGAAUGUUGUGCAAAUGGAAUCCGAUAACUUAAUGAGGCAGACCUUUUUUGUAAUUAACGUUGCUACGUGUUUAACGGAUGUGACGGCGGCACGCGUGUGCGAGCAUUAAAGUGAACCCUGUGGCCAUU
This is a messenger RNA of Syngnathus acus (greater pipefish), 5375 nucleotides long. RefSeq names its product discs, large (Drosophila) homolog-associated protein 1b (gene dlgap1b). Bases 333 to 3290 code for a protein of 985 amino acids. Gene Ontology annotation, cellular component: glutamatergic synapse; postsynaptic specialization. NCBI's taxonomy places the organism in Eukaryota, Metazoa, Chordata, Actinopteri, Syngnathiformes, Syngnathidae. Gene Ontology annotation, biological process: signaling. The transcript is spliced from 12 exons. The record is from RefSeq and is a predicted model, not a curated record. Gene Ontology annotation, molecular function: molecular adaptor activity.